AUGAUGCUGAACUUCCGCGGGUGGCUGGACGUCGCAGUCGAGCGGCUACCAGGAACAACGGCUGCAACAGACCCGCCACCGUCGUCUCAACCGACUGCAUCGGCAUCGUCAUCCUCACGGCCACGACGCGCGCCAACAGUAACAUCUGCUCCGUCGCCAUCACUCACGUCGCCCCCGGCAGCAGCGGUCACAGCACGCGGUGGCUCGCGUGCGCGCAGGAAUGCGUCGAGCGGCAGCAGCAGUAGCCACGGCGGCGGGAACAGGAGCAGCAGCAACAGCAGCAGUCGGGGUGGCAGCAAGCGUGCCGGUGGUGAUGGAAAGAAGGGCAGUCAAGCAACACGGGACCAAGGCGUCGAUGAUGGCCGGGAUGUGGCGAUGUUCGACGACAGCGGACGCGGCGGCGUGCGACCACGGCCCAGAAGCAGCGGCAGCGGCAGCGGCGAUGUCGGUGUCGGUGUUGGUGUGAGUGGCGGUGGUGUGAGCGUCGGUGGGAGCAAGGGCCCGUCUCGAAGCGCUUCGUCCCACGCGUCAUCCGCAGCAACAUCGGCAGCAGCGUCCACCGCCACAUCUCCCCAGCGACAACAGCAGCAGCAGCAGCAGCAGCAGCAGCACACACGGCCCGGUGCCAUGCGUCGCAUCUUUGCAGCGGCGGCGAAGGGGCUGACGGGGUCACGACACACGAGCGACAACGACAGCACCCGCCGAACGCGCAGCCCGCUCUUUGAACGCAAGCGCAGGAAGGAGAGUAAGGAGGAAGAGGAGGUGGAGGUGGAGGGAGGGGAGGUGGAGGUGGAGGGAGGUGACAUUGGGGAACGGGGACAAGUUGGUGGCGGUGAUGGCGACCGUCGCGGUGGUAGUCAGCACGUGUCUGCCACCCCCUCACCCAAAUCACCGUCCCAGCCGUCCCAGCCCCCGGCAGCGUCGUCAUCAUCAUCGCCACUGUCGCCGCCGUCACGGAGCUCUCGCAAGGGGCGCGGCGGUGGCGGUGGCGGGAUGGAUGUGGUCAUGGAGGUGGAUGAGGAGGUGGAGGGCGAUGAUGGUGAUGGUGAUGGUGGUGAUGGUGGUGGUGACGAUGGUGGUGGUGACGGUGAGAAGCGACGAAAGCGGCCACCACCACUUGUACUGACCCGUGAUGUGAAGGAAGCUGGCCACAGCAGAGACCGUGGCGAUGAUGACGAUGAUGACGAUGAUGACUGUGAUGACGAUGAUGACUGUGAUGACGAUGUUGACGAUGCUGAUGAUGAUGACGACGACGAUGAUGAUGACUGUGAUGAGAGCGACAGUGAGAGCGAUAGCGAUAGUGGCAGUGACAGUGACUUGGUCACAGCCAGUGACGAUGACGACGACGACGAUGAGCAGGACAUGAUGGGCGGUGAUGAUGGCGACGACGGCAGCACGACUGGCGCUGUGGCGGCAUCUCUGCUUGCAUCCACAGCAAGUCAGCAACAGAAGCAGCAGCAGCUGGCCGUGCCCACCUCCCCCUUGUCUUGUGCGUCGUCACCGUCGCAUCCCCCGCGGGUGCGCAGCGAUCGCCGCCAUAACCGCAGCCACCGCCACGGCAGCAAGCACCGCACGGCUCGCACUGGCACCAGCACACACCGCGCACGCGACAGCGACGGCGGUGGUGGUGGUCGUACCAGUGGCAGUCAUGGCGAUGGUGAUGGCGAUGAUGGUGUGAAGACGCGUGGGUACACCAUGUCCACGUCAUCUGCGCCAGCGACGCUCUUGGCGGAGAGAACGUCCGCCGUGACCGGUGGCGCGUUCUUCCCGCCAAUCGACGAGCUGGUCACCGCUUCCACCCCACCACCAGCCGUCGCCGCCCCAACAGGUGUUGCUGGCACGAGCAAGCAGGUCGGCAACAAGAGCGAUGGCAGUAAUGGUGGCGGUCAUGGUGAUGGUGGUGGAAAGACCACGGGUAAGGGUGCGUUGCAGCGGCCGGUGCUGUCGUCAUCAUCGCCAUCGGCAGCAGCGAGUGUCUCGACGUCCAAAGUCACCGUUGCAACGCCGCACACGGGCGGCACACGCGUAAUGACGGCGACAGGGCAUGGGCAGUACAGUCCAACACCAGCAUCCACAGCAACAACAACAACGGAUACAGCAACACCAGCGCCAUCGACCGCUGCUGCUUCCGUUGCGAUUGCGUCAUCCACGGCAUCAGCCCCGCCCACCACGGCACCGGUAACGCGGCGCAAAGGCGACGCGCGAGGGGCGGUGGACACAACCACGCGGCCCGCAACCACAGCAGCACCGGAGCGAUCAACGCUCUCAUCAUCAGCGGCAACAGCAACAGCAACAACAACAGCAACGUCUGCGCAACCACAUGGUGUUGCGUCUGGCGUGCGCAGUGCGCUGUCGGAUGCCGGUGGUGCGGUUGUGCCGGGGGCCGCCCGUCGCAUUGCGAGCAAGCGGCGAUCACAGAGCCUUGGCGACAGCGCCGCCGUGGCUGCUGCUGGCGGUGUUGGUGUUGGUGCUGAUAAGGGCAGGGGCGGCGGUGGCGUGACGGGCGGCCGCAAACAUGGCCACGGAGGCAUUGUGAGCGGUCUGAUGAGCGGUUUGGGUGGUGGCAAGGACAGUACCCGCGGCAGCGGCAGCGGUGGUGGUCGUGGUGAUGGUGGUGGUGGCGCCAAGGGCAGUAGCAGUGGCAGUGCAAGCGGUGAAAGCGGGCGGAAGAAGGGAAGGCGACGCAAGGAGAGCGUGUCGCACCCGUCGACGCUCAGCUUUGAACGCCGCUACCUCAUAUUGGCAGGCAACACGCUCCACCUCCUCAAGCACAAGCCGACGGCCGAGGAGGAAGCGAAGCUCAUGCAAGAUCCCGACCGGUUCUGGGAGAUUUAUGACGACGCGCCCGUCGCUGCAGAGGGGGCAGAUGCACAGGGCCCGCCGUCUGCGCGUACGCCCUCGGCGUCACGACGGAACGAGACCAGCGGUGGGAUCCCGGCCAUGAUUGCGCGGCUCGUACGAGGCGGCGCACGCAGCGACACAGAUCGGCCGAGCAAGACGCAGGAGCCCGUCCCACCGCAAAUUUCGCUUGACCAGUGCGAGGUGCGGCCGCUGCACCCGUCUGUGUUCAUGCACCACCCGCUCUACCGCCAAGUGUGCUCCCUCAUGUUCGGCAACAGGAGGCUGCUGCUGCGGUGCAACUUGCUGUCUGCGCGACUGCAGUGGCAGCGGGCGUUGCUGGCCUCGAUUGACGGCCGCAAUGCCCGCUACUCCACGCGUCGCAUCGUGCUCGGGCUGCAGAGGGCCGCACUCCCGGGCAGCAAGGGCGACAUGCGUUGCAUUGUCAUGCUCAACGGGUUUGUUGAGGGAAUAUCAACGACGAAGCCGGCCGCCUCGCAGAAGAAAGGGUCGAGCCAGGUGACGUUUGCUGAGCGGUUUGAGUUUGACGUGCGGGCAACGGCGGCCGAUCUCUCGUGCGGAUAUGUCAAGAUUCUGCUGCAAAAGAACCACCGCCGCUGGACCACGUUUGCAUCAGCGGCCAUCCAUCUCGAGCCGGAAGAGUUUGAACGGACGACGCUGGAACUGCCGCUCGCAUACGACAAGGACGCACGCACCGGCACACUCACUGUCGAGUUCCGGCACCGGCACCUGCCCGUGCUGAAGGCUGAGGAGUACGAGCCGCUGCUUGACUGGUUCCAGGAGAGCGGCGCCCUCGUCCUGAUGCAACUCAUUGACGUGUGUCUGGAGAAGGGCCAGGAGGAGGCUGAGCGGAAGCGGGCGGAGGAGGAGGAGGCAAAGUUGCGCCGUGAACACCGCCGCCGACGGCGCAGGCAGCGUGCUGCUGCUGCUGCUACUGGUAGCGGUGGUGGUGGCGGUGGCGGUGGCAAUGUUGAUGAUGGUGAUAGUGGUGAUGAUGGUGAUGAUGAUGACGAGGAGGAGGAAGGCAACGGGAAGCUGAAGAAGACCAAGGAGGAGAACCUGCCGAAGUUUGAUGAGAACUUCUUCACGGCGCUGGCAGUCAUCUUCACCCACCGGCAGCAGCUGGUGGAGGCCUGGGCCAUCGAGCUCGUCGUCCUCAACCUCAAGCAGAGCGAGGCUGAGAACCCACAGCAGGAGAACACGAGCUACUUCCGCUCCAACGGCGUCAUGGACCGGCUGCUGCAGGCGUAUGUGUCCGCCCACGCCUCCGCGUGGCUGCAGGAUGCGCUGUCUGGCUUUGUUGAGGAGAUUAUGAACAUUGCAGAGGCACACGGCCCUAUCACGACGCCACCGGAGAGCCGUGCGCUGGGCGAGACGGAGAGAAUCAUGCUUGACCUGUUUAGGCGCUGCUGGUUCCGUAUCCUCGCCGCAAAGCACAAGUUCCCCUACGGCAUCCGCAACUUCUUCUCAAAACUCCGCGAGGAGGGAGUGCGGAACAACCUGAGCGAGGGCUCGCUGCGACUGCUGCGGCGGCUCAUCAAGAUGACCGUCUUCCACCGGUUCAUCAUCUCCUCCGUCACGCAGCCACACUGCUUCGGCCUCACCAUGGUGACACCGUCCGGUGCUGCGAUGUCGUGGUUCAAACUCCUUGGAACGCUCCUCAAGAACCUCGUCUUCUCCAUCAAGCGUGACGGAGUGUUCUAUGCAGAGGUGAACUCGUUUAUUGAAGAGCAGAAGGCGGACGUCGCUUCCGUUGUCGACACGCUCUUCACCCGCCCCGUCCACACGCCCGUGUCGUGUGCGAGCCACACUGCGCCGUUCUUUGAGUCGCGACUGGAGAUGGCGACUGUGGCGCACGACGUGACCAUGUACCGCCACAUCAUCAAGGAGCACCUCGUGCCAAAGGGCCCCGCGUUUGUGCGGCUGCUGCAGAUUGCCGACAACUUGUACCGCAAGCAGCACGCAAAGGACCUGCACCCGCACAGAACCAGCUCUUCUGAUCACGUCAAAGGCAUAUCUGCAAGCGAGCCAGCGUCCCACCGCCCGUCGCGCAUAUCGCGUUCGUCUCGCUCCAACGACAGACCCGCGCUGCCACCACUCCAUCGUGCAGACCGAAGUGGUGGCAGUGGUGGCGGUACAAGAUCACCGCCCACCUCUGCCUCCACUUCUUCCAAGCACGGCGGCAGCAGCAGCGGCAGUUAUGGCGGAGUUGGUGGUGAUGGCGGUGGUGUUGUUGGCCUCGUAUUGAUGGGCGAGGGCGACAAUGCAGUCUUCCCCGACGCCACGAAGAAGAGGAAGGGUGCCCCUCAAACAGACACCACCAUCGCCGGCACUGAUGCGAGUAGCCGUGGUGGUGGCGGUCGCCUGUCACCGUCAUCGCGGCAGUCGCGUGAAGGCAGGAGCAGUCGUGGCAGCGGCGCCGGCACGCCGACGGGCCAUACGUCCUCUUUACCAACACGUGCAUACGAGCGGGUGAUGCCAUCUCUGGAGCCCGUGGACGCGAUGGCGAAGAUCCAGGGGAUUGAGAACUCUGGCGGGCUGCCGUCAUCACAGUACCUCCUCCUCAAGACGGCGUACAUGGACCUCUGUCGCCGCUUCAACUCGAUGUGCUCGUUUGUGAGGGAUGAGCUUGUUCAACAGGGCGUGCCAGACCCGUCCAUCUCCAUGCGUACACACCACCACCACCACCACUCCGUGCCGCGCCACCGCAGUGCAGCCAGUAGCCCCGGCCACCCCUCCAGCCACUCCACGUCCGCCAGCCUCACGCGCAUGACACGCAACCUGUCUGGACAUCUCGUGCCGGGCAUGCUUCGCGGUACCCGGCACUCCCGCUACAGCGGUGUCGAUAUGGCGACGGUUACGGGCGGCACUGCUUCCUCCAUCUCCCUGAUAGCGAGCAGAAACAGUGCCAAUGGUGGCGGCGACCAUAGCGGUCGAAGUGGCAGCGGCGGAGCGAUGGUACGCACCAAGUCCAACGUCACACUCUCGGAUGCACGUGCGCGAUCGCGGGGCUUCAACCGAACGGCAACGGCCACAACGCCCAUCGCAUCACUGAUCGGUGGUACGAGUGGCGGCGAUGAUUGUGGUGUCGGCGGUGAUGAUGGUGAUGCCCAAGGAAGGGAUGCAGCUGUGAUCGAAUUUUCAUACACAGCUGCUGGUGUUGCUGAUGACGAUGCGAUCCACACUGUCACAACAUCAGCAGCAGCAACAUUGUCAUCACCCAACGGCCCUGAACCACAACCAUUAUCUCCCUCAACAGACGCCACAGCUACUGCCACGGCUGCGCUCGAGCCUGCAUCUGCGGGUUCCCACGGUUCAGACGGGGCGCCAAGUGGUGCUGUUUACAGUGCUGAUGGCGAUGCUGAUGAUGUGUCGUCUCGCCGGCGAUCGCGAUCUGACGUUGCCCGACGCGCAGUGGCGAUGAGCGACGUCCACAGCCCUGUCAGCAGCAGCAAUAGCACCGCCGUGAACAGCAGCAACGCGGACGGCGACACGAACACGAACCCCACGGCGUCACCGGCUGCCGUGCACAGCAGCGGGCGCGAUGGCAACGUGCAUGCUAUCGGGUCACUGUCACCAGCAUCAGAGGUUGAAUCACCGACAUUCGCCAGAGGUACCACCAACACCAGCGCAGGCACCACGACAACAGCGACGAGCGGUACUGCUGGUGCGUUGUUUUCACCCAUUGACCAACAGCACCAACUACAGCAGCGCCGCCGUUCGAGUCUGAAUGCGCUUGAGCUUGGACCGUAUCGCGAGGGAAGCCCGCUCUCUCGCGAAUUCACACCACCAGCCAAGCCGUCGUCAGCAUCAGCAUCCGAAUCAGCGUCGCGGGCGGCGGGGGCCGUGUCAUCGUCCCCGGUGGCGCGUGCGAAUGUGUUUGGACACGUGGGGGCGGGGCGUCGUGGCAGCGGCGUGCUGAUCUCGUCGCCGUCAGGGCGGAGUGAUGACGGAAGGGGGCGGCGCCCGCGACCAGAGACAACGCCCCCAACGACUUAUGUCACGGCGCCAACACCGGACAUGAGCGCAACUCCGACGUCGCAGUCGUCGCCAGCAACGCGCCGCCAAUCGCUGCUGGCGGUGCCGCCCCCAUUGCACGAGCACGACGACGAGCACGAUCAUCCCAGUGGCAGCGGUGGUAGUCAUGGUGACGUUGAUGUCGAUGACGACGACGACGAUGACGACGAUGAUGGUGAUGACGAUGAUAUGGAUGGUGAAUUGGAUGGUGGUGAUAGUUUGCGUCACGCGCGUCGGGCGAGGCCGCUGCAUCGGCAGGUCUCAUCAACAGCAACAACCGCCCUGCUGUUGUCGUCGUUGUCGUCAUCAGCUUCCGCAUCCGCACUGUCCUCAUCUGCAAACUCCGCUGUGUCGCGAGCGUCGGCGGCAAAGGUGUCGGGUGGUGUUGACGACCACUUGGCAGCGACAGCGGUGAUUGAGGGCGAAGUGGUGGCGGGCACCCACAACAAUGGCCUCACCACCACACAUGCAGAGGGCAUCCAUGAUGCCCGUGAUGACUGCGGUGGUGAGAACUGCGGCGGUGAUGGUGCUCAGGGGUGUGGCGAUGACAUGGACGAGGAUGCGAGCGUUGACGAACACGCACCGUCGCCGUCGCCACCGCCCUCGUCAUCACAGGCAGUAUCACCCUCUCCCACGGCACCAGCGACCACCACCGCCACGAACACGACAUCGACAACAGCAUCACCGCCGCCCGCGGUGCCUGGUCGCGUGCUGGUGAUGGCGAUGCGUGGCGGGUCUGACGCGAGCGUCGCGCGAUCGAGCGGGUACAGCACGUCGACAGUAGAGAUGUGUCUGGAUACGCCGCGGUGUGGCGGUGUUGUGCCCGCACACAGCAGAAACCCCAGCAGCAGCAACAACACCGCGACUGGGGAAGACGUCAAGGCGACGGCGAGUGGUGACGUGGAGUGUGGUGACAGCAGCGGUGGUGGCAGUGGCGACGAUGAUGCCGACAGGAGGGAUGACAGGCACGUGGUGUACAGACAAGGCAGCGAAAAGGUCAAGCACAUUGCCCUCUCCUCCAAGGGAACCUUUGUUUAAGCGGGACAGCGUGCAUGCAUGUGUGUGUGUGUGUAUGUGUGUGUGUGCAUGUAUGUGUGUGUGCGAAUUGUGUGCACGUGUGUGUAUAUGUUGGAGUUGCGAGAGAUUUGUUGGUGCUAUCGAGCAGUUGGUGUUAUCGAGCAGCUUCAUCUGUUUGUGUCGUUUGAAGGGCACUGCGUGUCGAGGUGUGACUGUCUUGAACGCGUACAUGCAUGUUAACUUGUGUGUGAUUGUUGGUGUUGUUGAUGUGAUGAUAGAUGGCCAGUGAUUUUGCGCGUGUGCGUGCAUGAUUUGUGUGCGCGCUUUGUUCAAGCCUUGUGAGAGCUUUGGGGUGGCGGUUGCUGAUGCAACAAUUGAAUGAAAGAAUGAACGAGUGACAAGACAAAUGCACGCAGG
Messenger RNA from Salpingoeca rosetta, 8310 nucleotides. RefSeq lists its product as uncharacterized. The transcript is spliced from 24 exons. Lineage: Eukaryota; Choanoflagellata; Craspedida; Salpingoecidae. The coding region runs from base 1 to 7914 and encodes 2637 amino acids. The record is from RefSeq and is a predicted model, not a curated record. Gene Ontology annotation, biological process: regulation of GTPase activity.